Messenger RNA from Sycon ciliatum, 8351 nucleotides. RefSeq lists its product as uncharacterized. NCBI's taxonomy places the organism in Eukaryota, Metazoa, Porifera, Calcarea, Leucosolenida, Sycettidae. The transcript has 19 exons. Gene Ontology annotation, biological process: interstrand cross-link repair; double-strand break repair via synthesis-dependent strand annealing. Gene Ontology annotation, molecular function: four-way junction helicase activity; ATP binding; four-way junction DNA binding. Bases 302 to 7375 code for a protein of 2357 amino acids. The record is from RefSeq and is a predicted model, not a curated record.
CCUCUCUGUUUGAUUCACUGCACUGGUGACAUUCUUGAAACGACAAACAUAUUUUUGUUGUUUGAAGUCCAUCCAUCCCAUUUUACUUGUUUGGACGAAGCUAUCAUAUCGGGCUGCUUUCUAGUGACGGGCUGAUGGUGUUAUUCGAAAUGCUGCGCACCUGAUAGAAGUCCAUGAGAAUGGUCUCUGGGUAAAUUUUGUCAUUUUACUCCAAGGAUGAAGUAUGGUAGUCAGAAGAGAGUUUAUCAAUUUUUUUCUCUGGGGCAUGAGGGAAUCUGCUCCUGGAGUGUAAACAAAGACCAUGUCAGCGACAUUAGACAAAUGGCUGAAGCCCCAUAGUAAUCCCUCCUCAACUUCCACCAAACCACCUGCUCCAGAUUUCGAUGAGUUCGAUGAUGUCCAGUUAUUAGAAGCUCUUCAAUCUGCUGAGAAUGAAUGUCCUGGAUUUGAUCUUGAAUCGGGAACACGCUGGGUGUAUCCUACUAAUUUGCCUGUACGUCAGUACCAGUUGGACAUCACGAGGACAGCGUUAUUCAGUAACACAUUAGUGGCACUGCCAACUGGUCUGGGCAAGACUUUGAUAGCAGCUGUUGUAAUCUAUAACUUUCAGAGAUGGUAUCCAUCCAAGAAGAUUUUAUUCAUGGCACCCACCAAGCCAUUGGUUGCACAGCAGAUUGAUGCGUGUUGUAAUAUCAUGCGUCUUCCAACAAGUCACUGCUGUACCGUGACAGGGUCGUCACUUCCCAAGCAGCGGACAUCGCUGUGGAAAGAGAAGCGCAUUUUCUUCCUUACACCUCAAGUAGUUCAGAAUGACUUGCAUCGAGGCAUUUGCCCUGCUGGGGACAUAUGUCUGGUCGUAGUGGAUGAAGCACAUCGUGCUCAAGGCAGGCAUUCCUAUGUCGAGGUGGUACGGGAGCUGCACAAGACCAGCAAAAAUAUUCGUGUUCUUGGACUGAGUGCAACGCCUGGAGAAAACAUGCAGGGCGUUCAACAAGUAGUGGAGAACCUGCUGAUAUCCCGUGUGGAGCUACGUACAGAGGAUAGCGCCGAUGUCCGACAAUACGCACAAGACAGGUCCGUUGAGCAGAUGAAGGUGUCACUCAAUGAUGAAAUUGAUCGAAUGAAAGCAGAAUACUUGAAAUUGUUAACCCCACUUCUUCAGCGUUUGCGAUCUGAUGGCAACUUGUGGAUAUCCAACAUGGAGCAGCCGACUAAUCUGCGAAACGUUCUCAUUGUUGCCAAGAAGAAGUUCCAGGCCGGACGUCAGUUCAAUCAAAAUGCCGCAGCUAUGAACAGCGUUGACAAGGACUACGCCAUGGCACUUAGUCUUGCUCACUCCUUUGAAAUCCUUCAAACACACGGCCUGUGGUGCUUGUACCAAACUCUGGUCACUGCCAGCAGCCAGCGUGCACCUCAGAUGUCUGUCACCGGAAUACGCCGUAUCUUCUCCCAGUUGGAGAGCCACUUUUCAUCUGCUGAUCGAUUGCCUGGCCAGCCCUCAGCCAUAAGCCAUCCUAAAAUGGCUGUCUUGAAGGAGGUUGUGAAUGCUCACUUCCGUGAGCAUGGCGAGUCUACGAGAGUAAUCAUCUUCUCACAGUUCCGUGUGUCCGUGGAGGAGAUAGCCGCCACGCUACGUGCUACGUCGCCAUUGGUGUCGAUUGCUGAAUUUGUUGGUCAAAGUAAUUCUGGCUCCAACAGUGAAGUCACUUCGAACCAAGGCAAGGGACUGACGCAAAAAGAACAACAAAAGGUGCUAGACCAUUUCCGCACGGGCCGUGUCAACACUCUCGUAGCAACAUCUGUAGCAGAGGAAGGCCUGGACAUCGGGUCAGUAGACCUGAUCGUGUGUUUUGACGUGCAGCAAUCUUCACUACGAAUGGUACAGCGCAUGGGACGAACUGGUCGCAAGCGAACUGGAAAGGUUGUGGUGCUGCUUGUUCCAGGGAUAGAGGACAAGUUAAUGGCCAAGGCAUGUGACAAGCAAAAGAAGUUGGCAAAGGAGAUCUUUAACCAUGCUAAUCGCCUGGCUUAUUAUUCCUCCAGCCCGCGCAUGGUGCCCUCGUCUGUUCAUCCCGAGCCACUGAUGAUGCCUAUGGACAAAGAGCAGCUAUCACAGAAACCAGUGACCACGACUGCAGGCAGUGCCGGCAUCACUCCUGCAAAGAAGACACCGGCGGCCAAAGAGAGGAAGCGUGGGACUGGCAAGCAGCAACGCUCCUCUCUGGCUGCAUCAUCAGCAUCGGCAAUGUCAUCACCUCUAUUCCAGUAUGCCACAUCUCAAUCAGCAGCAGUAGCAGCAGCAGCAGUAGCGCUACCCUCUGAUUCAGCCAGCAGUGGCAGUUUUCUCAAUCACACUGGAUCCAUGAGCAGAAAGCAUGCUGGUCCAGCGCCACUGUCUUGUGAAGAGGAGUGUGCUGUCAUCGACUGUAUUCAUAAAUUCUUCCGACCGCCUGCAUUCCGCUCCCCUCGUUUGAGACAGUUAGAUGGUGGUGAAGGCCAGGUCAUGCAGCUACCCCAGUCAACGGCAUCCUGUCUAGAUGAUCAGCGUCUACUGACUAGUGUGCACCGAGUGGAGCAUUCCGAACGUACCCUGGCUUAUGUAGAGCUUAUCAAUAGCUGUGAUGACUUUUCCAACAGUGCAUGCGAGUUACCUACUGUCUCAGAUACAGCCGGCGCUGCUGCUGCUUUGGUGGAUCCUAUGUUGUCGCAUGCAAACGAUCCACUGGCAGAUGAUGCAGUAGGACACAUGGGCGAUGAGCGUUGUGACAUUGCCUAUGUCGAUCAAGAUGCAGCAGAUGUUGCAGAACAGUCGGACCUUGUGCCCAUCCCGCCUAGCUUAUCGUCCCUGUUUGACAAUCUCUCAUCGCAGGCUGUGUGUAAUGAUCCCGUGGCGGAGUGUCGAGAGGCAUUUUCACCCCAUGCUGGUCCUCAGUCUCCUUUUCAUGACUACGAAUGGGAACAUCCUGGCAACGACACAAGCAACACUAGCCAGUUUGAUUGCAGACCGGUUUGGGAAACAGCGGUGGAAGAUUAUGGCCAAGCCAUGUCACCUGUGAAGCCCUUGACUUCCUCAACACCGUGCAAAGUUGUCCUGCCACAGCGAGACAUUGCUAGUUGUAGUUCUUCAACGAGGAAGAAGUCAGCCUGCCAGCGUGACUGGUCUCCUGUUUCCCAUCAUCCUGCAUCCAAGCAGAGAAUGCUGACACCAUCGUUUGCUGGUAACAGCUUCAGCCCUGCCACUUACCAAGCUGCAUUGGAAGGUGUUGAUACUGGCCUGGCUUCUCCCAUCCUGUUUGAGCAUACUAGUAGCCGUACGCCUCCGAGUAGGAACCCCUCUACGGCCAGCGUUCUCUUCUCGCCAGUCAACGGUUCAUGUGCUAAAAGUCUCUCAGAGCAGCGGCAUCACGCACAGUGCAGAUUGGAUAUGCCUGGUAAUCCUGUCAAUGCCAGUUGCACAUUGCUUAGUGCUACUGCACCGCCGCCAGUACGGGCUGCAGGGGCCGCUACCACCGCCGCUGCUGCUGCUCCGGUGGAUAGUAAUGCUGACAUGCGCUAUUCGGUGAGUAUGAGUGAUAGUGUUGAGGAUGGUGAUAUUGUGCAGCCAGAUGACUGGACUGGACGCAUGCAACGACUAGCCUCGGCUACAUCUCUCAACAAGGAGCAGCAGCAGCAGCAGCAGCAGAGACAAUUGGAGGAAUCUAGUCGCAUGCUACCUUGGCUAGAUCUUGAUCUCGAAGAGGAUGACUCUGAAGAGAUGCGCUUGAUUGAAGAAGCAGAAGCAGCGACGGCUGCACCGAACCAAGGAUGUGUUGGUGCAGCAUUCCGACUGUCAGUAACGUCUGGACCCCACACUGACACCAGUGCAGCUGAGCGUGCAGUGGGCGGCUUCAACAUGGAAGAAGACUUUUUGGUUGAGUCUCCUGGCUCUGACCCAGGACAGUUUGAUGUGCCAGUAUGCAGUUCUGGUGGUGUCGCAGGUGUUGCUGCUUCUAAUUUGCAGUCUGUUAGCACUGACAGAGCCGAUGAUGGCAACAACCAAGUGGCUGUGCUCUCCUCACCUACCAGUGAGGGCUUUGACAUUGACCUGACUUUUGAUGAGAAUCUCUUGGAAAUGAUAGAUAGUGGUGCUUCUGUUCUUUGCCAACCACCUGAAUCGAGAGUGUCUCCAUCACGCCCAGAAAUGAAGGAAUCUCCUAGGACGCCAGUUUGCAAAGCGAAGACCACAACAACAACAUCCACAGGCUCUUCCUCUAGCAAAGCUGCCUUCACCACUAGCAGCAACAUCAGCAGCCGUCACAACAGUAGCAGUGUGAUCACUUCACCUUGUUUACCAAGUGCCAACGGUCAAACUGGGAUCACUUCUCCGAAACUGUUCGACACUUUUGCUGACGAUGCCGUCGGAUCACCCGAGCCAGAGGCCGUGCUGUCAGGUGCCUCGCAGUGUUCUAUGCAGUCCUCAAUGUCAGACUCCUCGCCGGUAGCUGUUCUGGGCAAGCGGCGGCGAUGUGCGCAGCCAGACUGGCUUGCGUCACAGCCAGCUCCUCGUCCUGUCACCACCACCUCUACGACUACUGUGACAGUAAAUGGUCGUCUUCCAAACACUCUGAAACGGGCAGCACUCAUUGAUAGUGAGAGUGACAGUUCGGAGGAAACCAGCUUGCUGAAAGGCACACGAUCUGCCAUUGAUGCAACAACCACUGAUGAGUCGCUACUUGCCCCUGUACGGCGCAAGGCCAAUAUCUUGACGGACACCAGUGCCGACUUGAGCGAUCUAUCUCCUCCUGCUAAAGUUUCCAAGAAGUCUGACAUGUCCAAGCGCGUUCGUAUUCAAUCAGACGGCACGGAUAGUGACUUUGAAGCACCAUCAUCUAAGCUUCUGGCUAGAAAGAAGCCGACUGUACAGACUAACAGCAAACAUGUGAAGAUCAUUCAGCCAGCAGCAGCAUCAUCACGUAAGAAAGGCACCAGGGUUGCCACUCAUCACUUACUGGAUUGUGAGGCAGAGGUGGAUGAUGGCGAGGGGUGCUCAUCUGAUGAAGACGUCAACAACACCUACUAUGAUAUCAAUGAUAGUUUCAUUGAUGACGGUUCUUCACAGAUGCUGUCUUCACAGCCUGUAGUCGAGGAGAAGCGAAAGAAAUCCUCAACGGACAUGCACGCUGUUUAUUUGCAAUCUUUGCGCAGCCCGCAGAAUGGAAAUGCUUUGUUUGGUGGUCGGCGUCACGACCAUGGCCGACACGGUGGUAUGAAACUGCGUGUAAGUCAUCGUCAUCAGUUCCUGAGACAGGCUCUUGGCUACGGUGAUUCAGUGUCUACUAGUGUUUCUACGGACGAAGAAGAUGAAGCGGAGGAAGACAAUGCGGUGCACGACAUGAUGUCUGCUUCUGAUAAUAGUGAACUGAUGGAUGGUGAUCCGCUGGGUGAUGAGGGCGAUGAGGAGGAGGUGGGUUGUGACGGUGAAGACGGUGAGAGUAGCGCUGCAAGUUUCCAAGAACAAGAUGCUAUGGAAGAGGAUGAUGUGAAGGAACCUGUGCCAAGCUCAGAGAGUUCACAUAGCGUGUGCCGCGUGGGCAAUGCUGUAGGGCGGUAUGGCUUUCGAAAGCCGUCUUCAGAUGAGAUAACCAAAUGUAGCAAUUCUACUGAGUCUGUGGAAAGGUGCACCACUAUGACCAGUGAUCUACGUUCACGUUCAUCUUCUCUACCUCGUUCAGUUGGAGUGAAGAAAGAACCGGAGAGAGGAGGCUUUGUGGCAGCAGCAGUAAAGAAAGAACCGGAGAGUGGAGGCUUUGUUCCGUCUACUAUCAACAAGCCUGGCGGUAUGCGCUUGAUGUCACGCCUGAAUGCUCCUUCCAGUGUGGUGAAAGUAGAGAAAUCAAGAGCUAUGGAUAUGCCAGCUCCUUCAGUUGGCGCUCUGCAGCCUGGUGUGCUUGCGUCCAUGUCCAAUGUUGUUGGCCAGCCGAAACUUACCAGUGACAGUGGUGGGAAGUUUGUCAAGUUCCCUAAACGUCAACGACAGCAACAUCAGCAGUCACCAGCCAACAGCACUGCUGCAGGAUCUACUAGACUACUUGCAAGUGGCCGGAAAGGAUUGAGUCUGUCAACUAGGGGCAGGCAAUCCAAUGGUCUGGCAGGAAAUGGUAGUCCUGUUGUUCCUGGCAGUGGCAGCGGCAGUGGUGGUGGCAAUGGUGGCGGUGGUAAUUGGCUUGAUGACAUCUCUAUGGAGGACAUUGACAGCCUAACAGCCAUAGCAUCGAGUAACACUAAUGCUAGUGCAUCUAACAAGACUGCAGUUGCUGCUUCUACUGCUGCGACUGCUGUGUUGCCUGUACCGAGUGCUGGGAUCAGCAAACAAACCCCAUCCCAAGAAAAAGUGACUAUUCUGCGGUCUUCAGGUCAGCAAUCGGCUAGUUACACUGGGGACACUGGGCCAGCGGCAGCACCUAAGGCCUAUGUGACCAGUGUGUCUGGGCAACGGCCAUCUGUAGGCAAGAAGCAAUCCUCCGGAUUAGAAUGUGUUGCACUGACACCCGUUUCUGACAUGGAUACUUGCCGCACUGUGGACCUCACUGGAGAGCAGUCAAGUACGCCAAUGUCAGGCAAUAGGCAGCCAGCGAUGAGGAAACAAACUACUUCUUCUGUCAGCCAACCUUCUUCAGCUUCAACAAUGGGGAGCAGUACUAGCAAGGAGAUGGAGCCCAGGCGAGGAGCAGAUCAGAAUCUUCAUAUUCUCGUCGGCACCAACUACCCACCGUAUCAGCAGAUACUGUCCGGUCUACGGCACCGUCAUUCACACAUCGUCACUUGUCACUUCUGUCAGUUGCAGCACACUGGUGUUGUUGUCAGUCAGCGGAUGGUAGUGGAGUGCGUCACUUCAGCAGACUUGUCAUCUGUGAAUCGGCGACGUCAGCUCAGCCAGCGUAUACAGCAGCACCGCAUACACUUUGCCAGGGUCACUGUUCUUGUACAGAGCAGCAAUGGCACCGACCUACUAUCAAGCGGCUGUGAGGAUUUUCUCAGUGACAUCAUCUCGGCUUCACGGGUACUUCUCUUGUGGAGUUGCACAAUCGAGGACACAGUGUCAGUGUUAGUGGACUUGGCCAAGAGAGAAUCUACCGAUCAUGACGCCUCCAUUGUAGCUACUCCGCAGCGUUAUCCCGGUGAUAAGAUGGUCGAAUUGUUAUGCACAAUCAGUGCAAUCACGCUGACCACGGCAAUGCAGAUCAAGCAUGUCUUUGGCAGUAUAGCUAAGCUAUGCGAUGCAGCCAGCUCUCCUGCUUGCCUGCGCCAACACCUCAACUUCAUCAGCCAACGACAGGCGAAGAAUCUUGCCUACUUUUUCUCCGUGCAAUUCAAUCCUGUGAUGCUGCCACGAUGAGAACAUUUCCGAAAAUCUUUUGAAUCCUUCCGAGUGGAUCAACAUCUGCAUCAUUCCGAGUGGAUCAACAUCUGCAUCAUUCCGAGUGGAUCAACAUCUGCACCAUUCCGAGUGGAUCAACAUCUGCACCAUUCCAAGUGGAUCAACAUCUGCACCAUUCCGAGUGGAUCAACAUCUGCUUCCAGAGGAAGUGGUGAGAACAGUAAGUAACUUUGUGCAGAUAAAGAUCUUCACGUCUACCAAGCACACAGCAAUGCAUAUACAGUACUUGUACAUAUAGCAACAUAGUCCAGUAGUGUGUCUGUCACUGUCCGUUGCCCUUUGGACGGGCUCUAGCUGUGCUGGAUUUGUUGUGUCUGUCACUGUCCGUUGCCCUUUGGACGGGCUCUAGCUGUGCUGGAUUUGUUGUGUCCGUCACUGUCCGUUGCCCUUUGGACAGGCUCUAGCUGUGCUGGAUUUGUUGUGUUGGUCACUGUUCAGUCAUUGUGUUUUUUAGGUCUUUUUCAGAUAUUUCAUAUUUCCCCGGCCUUGGUCCUGGGUCAUGCGAUGCACAUAUUGUUCUAUCUUGAAGUUUAUCAGCUGCAGCUACUGCUGCUAUCGGUUCUUUUCUAUAGCACCGACUACUGAAAAUAUUCAGUGGCACAUCUUUCGGAUUUUUUUCCUAAGUCUGCUUUUCUACUGUGCGUAGUAGUACCAUUGUUCCAUCUACUUGCUCCUAUCAUGAUUGCCAGUGUCGCAAUGCUGUGUGCGUUGAGAAAGGCGUCUACAUCCACAUAAUACGCUCUAAUUAUUAUCUCUUUGAGUUGCAGUUUCCUGCAAAGCCAUGAACUCUGAGCUACUGGCAUCUGACUUUCUAGAAUAUAUUCUCUAUCAUCUUUUUGUCUAUUUUCUUGUAUCAGUGUUAUUAUGUAGUUGUUCAGGGAGUGCUUGGCUGGUCCACACUUUCCUAGCAUAGCCACUUUUUUCUGUUGCAUAA